Perkinsus marinus ATCC 50983 is the source of this 2268-nucleotide messenger RNA. Its product is annotated as Exportin-2, putative. Bases 1 to 2268 code for a protein of 755 amino acids. NCBI's taxonomy places the organism in Eukaryota, Perkinsozoa, Perkinsida, Perkinsidae. Gene Ontology annotation, molecular function: small GTPase binding; nuclear export signal receptor activity. The record is from RefSeq and is a predicted model, not a curated record. Gene Ontology annotation, cellular component: cytosol; nuclear envelope. The transcript has 24 exons. Gene Ontology annotation, biological process: protein export from nucleus; protein import into nucleus.
AUGGCUGUAAAUCAGACGGAAUUGUCGCAGGUGAUGGCUGCCACUUUGUCACCUGACGUUAAUGUUCGGCGACAGGCCGAGGAGAAACUUACGCAGGCUGAAUCUGCGGGCGGUGUGCUCACAUCCUCGUUGCUGCAAUUAACAGCCAAUGGUAAUGAACAAUUGCCUGUACGACUGGCAAGUAGUGUAUACUUCAAAAACUUCAUCAAAAGGCAUUGGCCGGAAUCUCCUGAUGAGAAUGGUGGGAUCUCGGAGGAAAACCGCAACCUGAUUAAAUCACACCUCGUUGAUCUGAUGCUCUCUGUACCAGCACCCCUCAUGGCUCAGCUUCGGGAGAGCAUUAAAAUUAUCAGCGACUUUGAUUUUCCUGCUGGCUGGCCUACGCUCUUGCCAACCCUCGUACAGCGGCUGACAUGUGGUGAGGACCUCAACGAUGCCCAAUUCGGAGCGUUAGAGACCGCAGCCACUGUGUUUGACAAGUACCGGUAUCUGGUGAGAUCCAACGAGGUUUUGAGGGAAUUGCAGUAUAUUUUGAAGGAGUUUCAGGAGGUCCACUUGGCGCUCUAUAGGAGAAUAAUGCAAGAGAUUUUCUCUCCUGCAUUGAGGGAAGCAAGCCAAGCCACGAAAAGCGUGAAGCUGGCCAAACUCCUCGUUGUCGAGCUUGAGAUCUUCUAUGACCUCAAUGUUGUCGACAUCCCGGAGUAUUACGAAGACAACUCGGCCACUUGGUUCGAGGGAUUUCUGCGCUUGUUAGAAUGGCAGGAUGUGCCGGCUGCCCUCAAAGCACCGGAUGAUGACACUCCCGGUUUAAUCGAGAAACUCAAGGCUCAAGUGUGCAGGAAUGUUGCUCUAUAUGCUGAUAAGUACCAGGAGCAAGUGGAACCGUACAUCUGUGGCGUAGUGAAAUCCGUAUGGACCUUGCUUGUUUCAACGAGUCCUAACGGGAGCAAUGAUCAGCUUGUAUCAGCAGGAAUUAAACUUUUAUCCAGUGCGGCUAGUACUAAAUGGACCAAAAGCCCCUUUGAAGAGGCGAAUUCUCUCCAAGCUAUCUGUGAGCACGUAGUUCUCCCCAACAUCAAGCUCCGAGACUGUGAUGUUGAGGACUUCUUCGACAACCCCACUGAGUAUAUUAGGCGGGAUAUGGAGAGUGCAGAUCAGGAUACUCGACGACGGGCAGCAAUGGAACUGGUGAAAGGGCUCAGCAAGUUGUAUGAGCAGCAGGUGACGGAUAUCCUCGUCCGUUAUGUUCAAAUGCUCCUACAAUCGGUUGGAUCUUCUACGACAGAGGAUGCUUGGAGAGCGAGGGAUGCCUGUGUGUACUUGAUUAUUGCAACUGCGACGAAGGCUCAGACGAGAAGCAAAGGAGUAUCGAUAGUCAACUCAGCUGUCGAUGUAUCCGCCUUCUUCGAGCAGCAGUUGUUGCCCGAGCUCUCUCAAGCAAUACCUUCGGAAAGGGAGGCUAUUUGUGCCGCCUCGUUUAGGUAUAUCGCAGUAUUUCGACAUCACCUUCCUGCCGAGCAACUUAGUCGUGCACUCCCGCUCAUAGCGAACCAUAUUCGAACACCUGUUACUGUACUCCAUACAUACGCUGCGCACUGCUUGACUGUUCUCCUGCUUCUCAAAGGACCUAGUAAACAACACAAAAUACCUCUGGAAUCACUCAAACAGCAUAUACUGCCAACUGUCGAACCCUGUCUUCAAAUACUAGCUGCAGGCGGCAGCCAAUCUGCGUACGAGAUGAAACUUGUCAUGCUCCAUCAGAUACUCCGUGUGGUUGCCGCAAACCCCAGCGAUGCGGUUUUCAACCACUAUCUCUUCGAGGCGAUUGCUUCUAUUGUGCAUACUGUGCUGCAGUUUGCCCCUGCUCAACAUGGUGAGGUCGAAUCGGCGUUGCUACCCGUCAUCAGCUUCAUCCUGGAACAGAAUGUUGCGGACUUCAUUCCAUACUGUUUCCAAAUACUCGGUUUGCUUCUUGAUUCUGGAGACAGCUCUACCUCCGCAGCAGGACCGCAGAUAUAUGGCGCCUUGUUUGAUCGGUUGCUCACUGAUAGCCUGUGGAGGACCGUCGCUAACGUACCUGGCUUGAUAAGGCUUUUAACCUCGUAUUUCAAAGAGAAUGCGCAGUUCGGGGAACAGAUCACCCGUAACUUGCAGACUAUUCUCCUCCGAUUCCAAUAUGUUCUCAAUCAUCGGAAGAUCGAGAUGCAGGCGUUUGACCUUAUUGCAGCAAUGUUCCGAUAUCUGCCGUUUGGUGUUUAUAAGGAGUAA